GUGACGUUUCGCGCUGUGCGGAAGUGGCGGUGGGGAAGAUGGCGGCGCCGCAGGAGCCGGGUAGCGACGCGGCCUUUGCGCGGCGCAUCGACCCGGCGCGGGAGCCGGGGCUCAGCCCCGAGCAGCGUCUUCUCAUGGCGGAGGUGGAGCGCGUCCAGCGCCGCCGCGCUCUGCAGCGGCGGCUCCGUGGCCGCAACGCGCUGCUGGCGCUCAGCAUCGGCGCGGUGGCGUUUGGCAUCUACGGUUACACCUUCUACUCGGUGUCGCAGGAGCGGUUCCUGGACGAGCUGGAGCAGGAGGCAGAGGCGGCGCGAGCGCGGGCACAAGCACGGGCCGAGAGCGCAGCGAGCUGAGCACGGACGGCCCAGCCCGGCCCAGCUCCGGUAAACCCCGUGAGUGAGCUGCAGGAUGGGCCUCGAGCACAGAGCAGCCGCCCUUGUGAGAGUCUGGGCCCGCACAGCGCUCAGUGUGGUCCUGAGAAAUGCACUGGGGGGGGCUCCCCUGCAGGCAGGGCUUCCUCCCCUGCAGGCAGUUGCCUUUCUGCUGAACACCCAGCAGGGUCUUUGCCAGGGACUUGCUGCUGGGAAGAGCAGGGGUGCCCCCAUGCCCAUCACUUUCCACAAUAAAUACCCUGCCUGGA
Messenger RNA from Grus americana (Whooping crane), 640 nucleotides. Its product is annotated as cytochrome c oxidase assembly factor 3 homolog, mitochondrial. Bases 39 to 353 code for a protein of 104 amino acids. Gene Ontology annotation, cellular component: mitochondrial inner membrane. The record is from RefSeq and is a predicted model, not a curated record. Gene Ontology annotation, biological process: mitochondrial respiratory chain complex IV assembly. Lineage: Eukaryota; Metazoa; Chordata; Aves; Gruiformes; Gruidae. The transcript is spliced from 2 exons.